ACACAAGCAAAAGAGUACGCGUACGCACCGAAAAUUGUGUUUUAUUUGUAGCAAAAAGUGCAUCGUUCUGUAGUUUGUCGAUUUUGCGGCAUAACACUGGCUUUUGGCCGUUGGUGAGCCAACAGUAAACUCUUUUUUUGUUAAACCGAGCGCCUUUUCAAUGUCAACGACACGCCGCCAGUUCGCAUUUAGUAGCCGUGUGUAGCGCAUCGUCGACCCCUGGGACCGGACCGUCAGCAUUUACAUCAUCGUCAUCAAUAACAAUAACGACACCGUCAUGGCCAGUGGUGCUUUUAAUCGUGUGCUUUCCAUCCAGAGCCACGUCGUGCAUGGGCAUGUGGGUAACAAGAGUGCCGUAUUUCCGCUGCAGGUGCUUGGGUUCGAAGUUGAUCAAAUCAAUUCGGUACAGUUUUCCAACCACACCGGCUACAAGAACGGGUUCAAGGGGCAGGUGCUAAACGAGAAGGAGCUGGCGGACGUGUAUGCCGGGCUUGUGGACAAUGAUUUGCACAAACUCUACACCCAUCUGCUCACUGGAUACGUGGGCAACUCGGCAUUCCUGCGCGAGAUCGCAUCCAUCCUGCGGUCGCUUCGCGGUGUGAACGAGAAAUUGAUUUACGUAUGCGACCCGGUAAUGGGAGACGAUGGCAUAAUGUACGUGCCGAAGGAAUUGCUGCCGAUCUAUCGCGAUGAAAUUGUCCCGCUUGCGGACAUCAUUACACCGAACCAGUACGAAGUGGAGCUACUCACCGGAAAGCAAAUCAAGACCGAGACGGACAUCUGGGACGCGGUGCAAUGGUUCCACGAGAAGGGUGUCCGAACGGUGGCCAUCUCGUCGUCGGAGCUGGGCUCAAAGGACACACUGCUGGCGUACGUGAGCAAUCGCACCGCCGCUGCCGGUACGGAAAAGUACCGACUGACCAUUCCAAAGCAGGGCAACAAUCUGAUCCGCUUCACCGGCACCGGAGAUCUGUUUGCGUCGCUCUUUUUAGCCCACUCGGCCCUGACCAACUAUGAUGUGGGCGCUACACUGGAGCGGGCCAUCGCAACGCUGCAGGCAGUGAUCGCGAAAACGCUCAGCUUCAUCCCGGAACCGGUGCUGCAGGGCAAGGUGCCGGUAACGUCUCAGCAGCGCGAGCUGAAGCUUAUCCAGAGUAAGGCCGACAUCGAACAGCCGAAAAUUACGCUCAAGUGUGAAAAGUUGUAAGCAACACUUAGAACACCUAGGCUCUGGACGAUGGUAACGGACGAAGGACGUAUUUUAUCCACUAUGUGACGAUUGUGACAAUAUUUUGUGUAUGUUGUGUUUGUGAAAAUGUGUACGCAUUCAAUGGUAAACGGCACUGGGAGUGUUUAAAUAUAGUAACUGUGAAACGAUA
This is a messenger RNA of Anopheles arabiensis, 1379 nucleotides long. RefSeq names its product pyridoxal kinase. The transcript has 4 exons. Gene Ontology annotation, biological process: pyridoxal 5'-phosphate salvage. NCBI's taxonomy places the organism in Eukaryota, Metazoa, Arthropoda, Insecta, Diptera, Culicidae. The record is from RefSeq and is a predicted model, not a curated record. Gene Ontology annotation, molecular function: pyridoxal kinase activity. Bases 278 to 1207 code for a protein of 309 amino acids. Gene Ontology annotation, cellular component: cytosol.